CUGGCCACACUGUAUCUAAUAUGGCGGCGCACGUCAUGCAGGAGCUGGAAAGCUCCGCACAGAUUCUCUUGGCUCCACCUGAUCGAGUGACAGCUGAGCAACGACAUGCGGCCGAGAGGACAUUUCUUGACUUUCAGAACACUCGAGCUCCAUUUGAGCUUUGCAAAUGCAUUUUGGAGACCAGUGCCGUGGGUUAUGUGCAAUUCCAAGCAGCAUCCUUGCUCAAGCAAGGCCUCAUCCGCGAAUGGAAGUUCAUGGAGGUGGGCCAGUGGUCGGCGCUGUCCCAACACCUGCUGCAGCUGCUCGCAUGCAGGCCGAACAUGGAGAACUAUGUGCGUGAGGAACUGGCAUUGGUACUGGCCCUCGGCUCCAAGCGAGCCAGUGUGGAUGAUGGUGCUAUGGCCCUGAAUGACAUUCUACAGCAAUCAACACAAAUGGUGGCUUCUGGAGACCAACAUCUGCAAUCUAUUGGCUGCUCCAUAUUAAGUGCUCUUUUGGUUGAAUUCUCGAGUUCGACACGGGCUACAGAUGUUGGCCUCACGUGGGAGGUUCAUCUCAGAGCCAAGAAGUCAUUUGAAGCCAACCACCUGCGGAAGGUGUUCCAGUUCUGCCAACAGGGCCUUCGAGAGGCAGCCAAUCGCCUGGGAACUGGUCCAGUGCGACCUGAGGACCGUAACCUGCUACGCCGCCUGCUCCUGCUUUCAGAACAGCUGCUGUCCUGGAACUUUCAGUUCUCGAUGCUGUUACCUCGCAAGCUUGUGGGUCUUUUUGAGGCACAGCAGACUCCAACACUGCGGCCUGGCCUUGAAUGGAAAGGGGCGUUUGAUGAAACUCCACAGCUGCUACUACAGCUGUAUGGUGCCUUGAGCCAGGAUGGGGAGCUGGCACACGUGGCCCUGCAGUGCCUUCUGCAGUUGGCCACUCUGAGCCACAGUGGGGAGCGAGAGCACCGGAACACCCACCUCAAGCGCUUCCUCCAAGGCGGACUGCUCGACCUGAUGGCCGUGAGGCCCCCUCGCGCUGGCAUCACUCAGCUGCUGGCACGCCUUGCACUCUUCCACCCACCUGCCCUGCUGCCCUCGCAGGUGCACCUCCCAUACCUUGAGCGCCUCUGUGACCUGGCCAGCUGUGUGCUCCAGACACCGGUUGGAGAAGAUGCCGAGCAGCAGCAGGAAGCACUCGACCACAUUCUAGAUGCAUGGGUUCCUUUGUUUCAAGAGCCGGCAGUGUUUCCUGCUGAACCCUUGAAGGUGGCAACCAUGCGAGUCUUCGAGCUGUACCUGCGUAGUAGACUGGCGGCUCCCGAUGGGACUCGGCCCCCGAUCAACGAUGACGAGGAAGUGGCUGAGGAAGAUGAGGAUGAUCGGGUUCGUUUUCGUGACCAGCUCUCUGUGGUGGGAAUGUUAGGUCGCCACGUUCUGCCUCAUAGCUUGCCCCUGCUCUGCCGGGUUGUGGAGGAUCGCACUCAGCGCCUGCAGGAGUUACUGCAGGGUCAACCUCAAGCUGACAGUCCCAUGACUGCUGCCCACAAGGAACUGCUGGAGGACCUCCACUGGAUAGUACUCAUUACUGGCCACCUCUUGACCACAGUGUGUGAAGGUGAGACCCCUCUAAUCCCCAAAGAAGUGACACAGUUCAGCCUGAACUCUGGUGCUGACACGGCAGCCACGCUUUCCCUGCUGUCACGACUGGGCCAAGCUGAUGCUGUGUCUUCUGUUCAGGGCAAUGUGGACCCAGUGGUUAGACUGAUCGUUGCAGUUCUGCAGCUGUGCCACGUGGAGAGGGCUGCACUGCAGGCGGGCCUCGGUUCCCAGCUCAGCCCUGAAGUGGCCAUAACAUUGGUGUGGUUUCUGCAUCGUUGGGGGCUGACUUACCUGCUGCCAAAUGAGACAUACUACACACAGGAAAGCGGCAUCAUGCGGAUUAUCUUUAAGGGCUCAUUGGGAGGCCUUGUGCAGCAAGUGGGGAGAGAGCCAGCAGCCCCUGCUCGUCAGAUGAGCCCAACGUUAGUUGCGGCAUUCGGACGUGAUUCGGAGGCUGGCCCCUGUGUGCUGGACUGGGUGCUGGGCAAGCUGUGCUCCAACCUGGAGUUGUGGCACAGUGAGACUGCACUGACGCUGUCCACCUGCCAGGCGAUGGUCUCGCUCCUCAACAACGUUGAGAGGGGCCACCGAGCCGCAGCAUGUCCAAGCCUGCUGUCACUAUUACAGCGUCAGUCACAGGGUCAGCUGGGACCCCUAGCACCGGGCUCCCAUCGGGCACUGCUCAAGGCCCUGGUCAUUGCCUGCACAGCCAACAGAUUGCCCGAGGCUCCGAGGCUUUGGGAGGCUCUCCUGGGGCCCCUCAAAACGCGCUUUGAUGAGUUCUUCGAGUCUUGUGUUCAGACACGCUGCCGCUUCACUGAGCCCCAGAAGAGCAAAGCACUCGACCUCCUGGAGAGCCUGUGCGGUGUCGCUGAAGGCACCACACCCAGCAACCUGACCACCAUUCGGCCCAUGCUGCUGCCCCUGCUGGUUCGGCUGUCCUCCAUCGUCGCCAUGCUGCGCUCUGAGGCUACACUGAUAGCUGCCACCACGCAACUCUUUCGAGCUGCAGCUCGCCGAAUGCUGUGCUUUGUGGGGCCGAACGAUGCCACCCAGCUCUGCCACUGCUGCUUGGAACUUGUGCGCCUCUUUGCCAGCCACAGCGCAGGUCUCUUCACAACAGAGGCGACCGCUGAGGAUAGCCACGUUCGUGAAUUGGGGGAGCUGCUGGAGCUAUUGACAGAGCUCCUCUCAAAGGACUUCUUGUACAUGGGUGGUCCGUCCACGGCUACAGCGCAGGCCAGAGGAGCUGCCAACAGCAAUGCCACCGACGAAGCCGCACGAUUUGAUGUGCCAGCCCCUGGCAUAGCUGUGGAAGGCUUGCGGCUUCUCAUGCCUUUGCUCAAUGCUCAGCUGCUGCAGUUUCCAACACUGUGUAUGCAGUACUUCAAGCUGGUGGCUCUGCUCAGUGAGCUACAUCCUGACCGAGUGUGCCAGAUGCCUGAGGAGUUACUUCAGGCACUACUAGGAUCAAUUAGAGUUGGACUGACAAGCUACUCUCCUGAUGUGUCGGGUCUCUGCCUGGAUGUGGUAUCAGUGCUAGCGCUGGAGAUUCACCGACAGGGGCUCCAGACUGGCCCUGCUGGGCGCGCUAUCGAACCCUUCCUGCAGCUGCUCCUAGAGAUGGUGCUACUACAGCCAGUUGAUGCCGAGCUCACACUUUUAGCUGGCAGCGCGCUGUUCGCUCUCCUCUGCUGCUUCCAGGAAAGCUUCGCGCAGCUAGCCCAAGCACUCGUGGCAAGCCAGCAGGAUCCUGCAGUUGGGCAGCGGCUCGCCCAGUCCUUGGAGGCUCUUACUCGAACUCAACCCCUGACUCCAGAACGGCCCAACCGACUCCGCUUCAGGGACUCCUUCGAGGCUUUUGUCACAGAAGUUCGGGGAUUCUUGUGCGUCAAAUGACGCCUCUCAAUAGCUUUUCACUGCCCUCUCCUCAAUCAUCCCUGUCCACUCAACGCUGUUGUCUUCAUCCUUGCGAUGGAAAAAGUCGCAUUCGCAUCUGGAACGAGUAAAGUGGCUUUAUUUCUCUACAAUUUUAA
This is a messenger RNA of Dermacentor andersoni, 3619 nucleotides long. Its product is annotated as exportin-4-like. Gene Ontology annotation, molecular function: nuclear export signal receptor activity. Gene Ontology annotation, cellular component: nuclear pore; cytoplasm. NCBI's taxonomy places the organism in Eukaryota, Metazoa, Arthropoda, Arachnida, Ixodida, Ixodidae. Gene Ontology annotation, biological process: protein export from nucleus. The record is from RefSeq and is a predicted model, not a curated record.